This is a messenger RNA of Mytilus californianus (California mussel), 2844 nucleotides long. RefSeq names its product lysosomal acid glucosylceramidase-like. Gene Ontology annotation, biological process: glucosylceramide catabolic process. NCBI's taxonomy places the organism in Eukaryota, Metazoa, Mollusca, Bivalvia, Mytilida, Mytilidae. The transcript is spliced from 10 exons. The coding region runs from base 1 to 1575 and encodes 524 amino acids. Gene Ontology annotation, molecular function: glucosylceramidase activity. The record is from RefSeq and is a predicted model, not a curated record.
AUGGGUGGCCAAGAACUUGAAGAAAAACUGAUUGCCUUUGUCAUUCUUUCAAGCAUUUUAUGCCUAGGUUAUACAUUACCAACAUUUUGCAAUCAAAGAAGUUUUGGUGGUAAUUCCUUCGUGUGUGUGUGUAAUGCUUCUUACUGUGAUUAUCCAGAAGGUGUAUAUAAACGUGGCAAGGGUGUCUACGCACAAUACCAGUCUGCAGCUCAGGGAGGACGACUCACACAAAUUAUUUAUUACUUUGAACAGAUGGCAGCAAUCCAGUCAAAUUUCAUCAAAAUAAACAAGAAUGUGACCUAUCAGAAGAUAUUUGGGUUUGGUGGUGCCAUGACAGAUUCUGCUGGUAUCAACAUAGCAAGCCUAUCUAAUCAGACAGGAGACAAUAUCCUCAAAGCAUACUUCUCGAAAGAUGGAAUUGAGUAUAAUAUAGCCAGAAUACCUAUGGCCAGUUGUGAUUUCUCAACACAUCCAUACUCUUACAAUGAUAAUAACGAUAGUCCACCAGAUUACAAUCAAACAAAAUUUUCAUUGGCCAAGGAAGAUCUAAAGUACAAGGUUCCAUAUCUUAAGAGAGCUAAAGAAUUAAGUAACAGGACCUUACUGAUAUUUGGUAGUCCAUGGAGUGCACCAGCUUGGAUGAAGACAAAUAAUAAUAUGACUGGACAAGGGACCUUGAAAGGUCAACCUGGUGGUUCUUAUUAUAAAUCAUGGGCACAAUACUUUGUUAAGUUUUUAGAAGCAUAUGCAGAACAAGGUCUAAAGUUAUGGGGACUAACUGCACAGAAUGAACCAACAGAUGGUAACAUUGCAAAUUUCACAUUUCAAGCAAUGGGCUGGACUCCACAACAACAGAGGGAUUUCAUUAAGUUAGACCUAGGUCCUGCCUUACACCAGGCUGGGUUCAAAGAUGUUAAACUUAUGGUACUAGAUGAUCAGAGACUGUUGCUACCAUACUGGGCUGAUAUUGUAUUAAAUGAUCCUGGUGCGAGGCAGUACAUAUCUGGUGUUGCUGUCCAUUGGUAUUUAGAUGCAUUGGCUCCAGUUGCAUCAUUAGAUAUCACACAUAAAAAUAAUCCAGACUUCUUUUUAUUUGGCACUGAAGCCUGUGCAGAACAUAUACCUUUGUUACCGAUCCCUCCUGUUUUGUUAGGAGAUUGGGCACGAGCACAGAGAUAUGCUCAUGAUAUAAUUCAGGAUUUGAAUCAUUGGGUUACAGGAUGGACAGAUUGGAAUAUAGCUUUAGAUAUGAAAGGUGGACCAAACUGGGUGAAGAAUUAUGUUGACAGUCCAAUCAUUGUUAAUGCUGCCAAAGAUGAGUUUUAUAAACAACCCAUGUUUUAUGCAAUGGGUCAUUUUAGUAAAUUUAUACCUGAAGGGUCAGUAAGAAUAGAUGCAUCUUGUGGAACAUUAGAAUGUGUUGCUGUUCAGCGUCCUGAUAAUGGUAUUGUUGUGGUAGUAUUAAACAGGGAUUAUAAAGAGGCGAUGAUGACAAUUGCUGAUGAAGAUAAUGGUUAUAUUAAUCAGAAAAUUCCUCCAUUUUCUAUUCAGACAUAUUUGUAUUGGUCUGAAUAGACACUUCAAUUAGAAAAGUCCCUUGUUUUCAAUUCAGACAUACAGUCAAACCUGUGAUAAAGGUCACCUCUAUUAAGUGAAAACCUGUUUGUCAGGUCACCCUCUUCUUCUCCCGCUGUAGUAAUACCUAUACAUUUUGAACCUCAGUUUAAAUGUUGCCUCUCUGAUAAAGUGAGUUUUGUCUUGUCUCAAGGUUGACCUUUAUAUGCAGGUUUGAUUGUAUUCAUAUUUAUUUGAAUGAACUGGAAAUUAAGAAAUUUCUCCAUUUUGAAUUAGACUUUGGUUUAAUAUUUCAGAAUAAGAAAAAUUACAUGAUUAAAAGAAAUAUGCAAAAGUAUAAAAAAAAUCAAUUUGUCUAUCAAAGGAGGAUAAUGCUCCAAAAUCUAAUUGAUUUGGGGAAUAGAAUAUAAUGAAACAAAGGAUAGGUGCAAGGAAGACAUAAAUUUGGUCCAAAAAUUUCAAUUACAAAGGCUUUGUAAAGGUGAUUCAUGAAAACAGAUCAAAAUCCAUCUUUAAUAGAAGUUUUCAUAUAAACGGAAUAUACAUGUGCAUGAUUGCAAGACCUUUGCUUGAUAAUAUAAGUGAAUACUGUUUUCUAGAGCAAAAAAUAUUUAGAAUUUGGUUUUAAUAGGACAAGAUAAAUAUUUUGCUCAUCUAAAUGAAAUACAGUAAUGUCUUCAGGAAUUCUAUGUGCCAGAAUAUGUUAAUUUGUAUUUUUCAGGGAUUGUUACACAUUUUGUAUAACCUUUAUGUAGUUUUACAAAAAUUGCUACACUGAAAUUUUAUAGAAUAUAUGUGUCAUGUAAGAUGACCUUUUGUGAACAACUUCAUUUUGUCAAGGGAAAAUCAAAAUGUAUUGAGAUACAUGAAUUAUGUACAAUUUUCAGUAAAAGUUAAUGAAUGUAAUGAUGUUUAUUUCAAUGUUCUUUUAAGAAUGUUGCUAACUCUGUAGUAUUGUAAAAUGAUUAAAAUCAUAAAAAGAUAUCCCACAAGUUUAAGGACACAGGGGACCAAUCAAACAAUAUACGGUUAAAUGCCAAAACAACAAUCGUAAAUCCUAUUAUAUUUUUAGAAUCAGUUAUUGGCAGUUAUGCUUCAAGAUAAAAUGUAACCUUUUGUGCAAUAUUUUAGGCAUACAUGGAUAUUGAUAUUCAUAUUCUUAGACUAAAGUGCAAUAUUUUAUAUGUAGAAUAUAUUUUAUACGUUAAUUUACAUGAUUUUGAUAAUUUGUUGCUGUUAAUUAUAAUGAUGUUGAAUAAAAAACAAAAU